AUGGAAUCAUCUUCAACAAACAGUACUCAUUUUGACAAAAGCAACAUCAAAGAGAUGAUGAAAUACAAUUUAAAUAAUCUGUUCAAAGAUCCAAAUAUCUUUGAAUGGCCCCCAAUUGUUUACGAAGAGCUGCAAAACAACGGAUGGAAUCACCUCACUGAAGCAGUAGUAGGUAGCAAGUUCAGCUCUAUUCGGCCCUUUUUUAAUGACAGAAAAAUAAAACACCAACAGAGGUUAUCUCUUCUAAAGAGUCAGCGGAGGGAAGGGAUUAGGCUAAAGCAUGGAGUUAUAGAUAACAAACUUAUGCUCAACAGCUGCUUUGAUAAAGUACUUAGCUCCCCAACGAAACAAAAGAAAAGGAAGGCCAAGCGUAGAAGUCAUAAAUUUGAUCCUUCCUCACUAGAGACUGCCAAAGCAAGGCAAAAUAGGUUCUCAAUAGCAGCUCUUAAAGAGAAGUUCAUGGAACAAAUAGCUGCAAAUAGGCUCAAUAGCAGCAAAAGGAGCAGUGUCUCGACCGUUUACAACUCAAAAAGAAGCACGAGAAGAGGUCUCUCCUGAAAAAUCUCCACCAACUCUUACUACCCUAAUCUCCAAAAUUCUCUACACAUUUAUACACAAUCUGGUCACAACAACAGUUGCUUGUUAACGGAGAAGAAGCAGGGAAAUAUUGGAGUAGACAAUAAAGCAGAAGACACUACCUGUAAUUCUUCAGACAAAAAUUACCAAAAAUCAACCAGUGGUUCUUUCAGACCCACUCGGUUAAAAUUUUUGACAAAUGAGUCUGUAAAAUUAUAUAAGAAGGAAUUCAUCAAGAGUUUGAGAAAGGCUCCUACUCAAAAGACCGAGAAAUCAGAAGCUUUCCAAAUUGGGCACCAAUUUGGACAAUUUCAUACUUCUAAAAUUCGUUGGAAACCAAAGCUGAAUUCCUCUACUUAUUAUGAAUCUUAUGCUACACCUAAAAAGAGAGUUCUAUCGCCUGUGAGCCAGUAGAAGUCCAGGGAUAGUUGUCUCCGACAACUCUCCUGAUGACUGCUCCUCAAGCUGAGUAUAAAAACUCUCCUUCAGUAAUAUCAGACUUAGAGGAGCUCAAGGAGAUAAAAAUAGAACGAUUGGAUACCAGACAUUU
Molecule: messenger RNA, 1126 nt
Organism: Moneuplotes crassus
Lineage: Eukaryota; Ciliophora; Spirotrichea; Euplotida; Euplotidae
Source: the annotation of a GenBank genome assembly